Messenger RNA from Thelazia callipaeda (thelaziosis nematode), 1923 nucleotides. The record is from the annotation of a GenBank genome assembly. Lineage: Eukaryota; Metazoa; Nematoda; Chromadorea; Rhabditida; Thelaziidae.
AUGACAAUUGAUGACAUUCUCCACCAUCCCAAAUUUGCAUACCGUACAGAUGGAUACUUCCCAAGUUCAUUUACUCGAAGUUGUUAUCGUUUCAAACUGGCUCUUAUCUACACAUAUCUGCCAGUGUUUUUGCUGAGAUGCGCAUUAUCAAAAUUUUAUUUCGGAUAUAAACAGUACCUUUUUGAAGAGGAAGGAAAGUAUUCUCGACCAACAAAAUUAUGGUUUUUAUUCCACAAAUUAUUCUCAAAGCUAUCACCUCAAUUAAAUUCGUGUGAAAGAUUACUUCCUUCUUUACCACUUCCAUCACUGGAAGAUACAGUCGCUAAAUAUCUUGAUAGUAUUGAGCCAUUAUUAACUCAUGAUGAUUUUGCCGAUGUAAAAAAUAUGGCCGAAAACUUUCUUAAAAAUGAAGGCUGGAAACUUCAAAUUUUGGCGCGAUUGUAUUGGCUCUUCUCCGACAAUUAUGUUUCUGAUUUUUGGAUGAAAUAUGCAUAUCAUUAUUCUAGAAAAAAUGUGCUGAUAAAUACAAGCGUCGCGCAUGUGGAUGUUUUUGAAAUUAUACCAGCAAAUCAAGCAGUUCGCGCUGCACACAUAGUGUUAUUUGAAGUACUGAGUAUGUUAUCAGUUGAUCGAGAAUUACUUAAACCCGUGGGUAAUGGUUUAAUAAGUUUAUCACAUCUGGGGAAAGUAUAUGCAACAACUCGAGUUCCUGGUGAAGUUAUGGAUCAUCUCGAAGUGCAUUUUGCUUCUGCUCGACACAUCGUUGUCUUUCAUCGUGGAUGCAUCUACAAAGUAGAAGUAUUUGAUGAAAAUCGACGUAUGUUAGGAUUGGCAGAACUUACUGAAAUUUUCACGGAAUUGUUAACACGUGAAGAAAGUGUAGAAGAAGUGGAAAGUCGCAUAGCAGCAUUAACGACAGAUUCUCGAUCUCAGUGGUGCUUAAAUCGUCGUCACUUUUUUUUGCAGAAUCCUCUAAACAAACAAUCAUUAAAAAUCAUUGAAACAUCCAUAUUCUGUAUUGUUUUUGAUGACAUCGACUACGAUAGCAAUCCGGAUUAUCCAGAAAACUUGGAAUAUUUCGUGAAAACUAUGCUAGUUGGUAAUGGAUGUAAUCGAUGGGCAGAUAAAUAUCCAGAAAAGGUUGAGGAAAUAGCACCACUUAAGCACCUUUCGAGCAACCUGAAAUACGCUGUUCGUUUAAGCUUUGAUAUUAAUGAAGAGAUGGCGAAUGAGAUCAAUCGUUGCUAUUUUGAUUAUUGCAAUCAGAUUAAUGAUCUUGAUGUUGCAUGUAUUGUUUUCCGAGAUUUUGGUAAAGGUUUAAUCAAAAAGAUUCAAUUUUCACCCGAUGCAUUUAUUCAAAUGGCAAUACAAUUAGCAAUGUUUAAAGAUCAAGAGAGAUUCUGUCUAACGUAUGAAUCAGCAUCAACAAGAUUCUUUGCAAAUUCAAGAACUGAAACUUUACGAACUGUUACAAAAGAAUCAUGCGCAUUUGUUAGAUCAAUGGUUGAUCAAAAAUGUAGUCUAGAAGAACGUCGUAAAUUAUUAAAAAUAGCACAAGAAGUUCACGUUUUACAUAAUAAGGAAUGUAUGGUUGGUAAAGGAUUUGAUCGACACUUAUUCGUUCUUAAUAUUUUAAGUAAAAUAACUGGUAUAAACAGUGCAUUUCUGGAGCAUUACAUUAAUGAACGUUGGGAACUGAGCACAAGUCAGACACCAAAUAUCACACGUCAGUUAGAUGAAAACAAAUAUGUAGGCACCUCCUGGCUAGGAGCAGCUUUUGCACCUCUCAGUAAAUCUGGCUAUGGUAUAUCUUAUCGGUUUGCUGGUGAUCAUUCUAUAUGCAUACAUAUCACAUCUUUUAUAUCAGCUGACAACACGGUUUGUUGCUUAUUAAUUUACUUAAUAUGUGUUAAGCUAAUCUGA